Molecule: messenger RNA, 405 nt
Organism: Ylistrum balloti
Lineage: Eukaryota; Metazoa; Mollusca; Bivalvia; Pectinida; Pectinidae
Exons: 2
Coding region: 1-405 (134 amino acids)
Source: RefSeq, a predicted model, not a curated record
AUGAAGAACGUCUCCACCACAUUGAUUGCCGUCAUUUUCUGCCUCGGCCUGACUGCAUGUCUUGCCGAUGAAUUUGAUGACUUCGGUCAUCAAUCAGCAUAUUACCCACAAUACAGCAGCGGAUAUGUCAGUGGUGUUUCUUCCGGACUCGGAAUGACACAUGGAUACAGUGGAUACGGAAAGGGAGGUCACGGAUAUGGCAAAAAAUACGCCGAAGAAACCAUAAUUCGUACCCCUGUGAUGCCUAUGCCUAUGCCUAUGGCCUUCCCACCUCCACAACAGACUGGUGGCAUCGGCAACGGUCUGUUUGGAACCGGAACCGGAAGCGAAGAGAUUGCACUAAUCUUGUUUGCCUUAUUCGUCCUGCCAAUCCUCCUGAACGGUGGUAAUGGUCUCUUAGGAUAA